CACCCGCCUCCGCCGUUUUGGCCCAUUAGCCAAAGGCGAAUCCGCGUUAGGGACGAAGUUUUCAAUCCGCCGCUUAAGCCGCCUCGAGGCCGGUCAGUCUGGGGGCACUUUGACUUAAGUAGGAGGAGAGCGCCUUCCUGACAUUACCUCAACAACCCCCGGAGCCCUACGAACGCCUAUAGCCACCUCUCCCGACUGAUGUCACACGACAGCGCACGCAGAAUGACUGAACCUGCACUCUGGUACAAUGGGCAAUACCUCUUGGAGAAGGAACCCAGUACCGAUCCCGCGAAUCUAGGAUCCAGGCUCACUAAGGCAGCGGAAGAGGCUCGAACAGCUAAAUGGGAGAUGCUCAUCGCCAACAGGAAGCCCAGAGAGAAGAUCCCUCCUAGACUCUUCGGCAGCCGUGGCAGGUCACCUCCGUUACUGCUAUACGGCUGGACCUUCAACCUAGACUACUUCCUCGAGUACGCCAAGAGACAUGGGCUGACUCUGGAGGUAUCGGAGGAGGCUCGUAAGCGGCUGGGCUGCGCCACAAAGACAUUCAAUUUCGGUGAUGCCACUGAGGAACAUUAUCGAGACGAGCAGCUGCUCCAAGAAAUGUGUCACGCAGCGCGGUUCGUCUCCGUGGGUCACUUAAGACGAUCCACUGGAUUCGUUUUCGAGAUAGGGCGGCCCCUGUCUCUCGAAUGGGACAGGAUUCUUUACGUGUGGACGAACUACGACAUCGAAGAGAAGUAUUUCGGUUAUGGAUUCUCUCGGAAGGGGAGAUUCGAAGCAGCCAAGAAGAUCGUGGACGAGGCGAUGAACGAAUGCCUACCGGAUGGGAAGAAGAGCGAGCUACUGUGGUGGUGGUCCUUCGACAAUGACGAGAAUGUUCUGACUAGCAUAGAUUGAUUAUUCUUAGGCUCGGUGUUAUAGUCCGCCAACAUACGCUGUUUUCCCGCUGUCCUGCUUCUGUUCCCUAACGUCCCCGUCCUGAUCGUCCUCGCUAGAUCACUCGAUGUCGUAAUGCAUGUGUAUAUCGUCGGUGUCUAUGACCGCG
Messenger RNA from Dichomitus squalens LYAD-421 SS1, 1045 nucleotides. RefSeq lists its product as uncharacterized. Bases 199 to 897 code for a protein of 232 amino acids. The transcript is spliced from 3 exons. Lineage: Eukaryota; Fungi; Basidiomycota; Agaricomycetes; Polyporales; Polyporaceae. The record is from RefSeq and is a predicted model, not a curated record.